AUGGCCCAGCGUGGCCACAAAGAAGUCGUUCAUCCAGCCAGGCGACCGACUCACAGCGGAGUAGAGCUGUCUCAGCUCGUCCUCAUAUCCUCUCACCCAUCUUUCUGUCGCCCUCGUCUCAAAGUAGCACAAGCAGGGACACGCAAAAGGGGGCAUGCAGGGAGAGGAGCAAGCAGGCGAGCAGCAACGCAGGCGAGCAGCAAGGCAGGCGAGCAGCAAGGCAGGCGAGCAGCAAGGCAGGCGAGCAGCAAGGCAGGCGAGCAGCAAGGCAGGCGAGCAGCAAGGCAGGCGAGCAGCAAGGCAGGCGAGCAGCAAGGCAGGCGAGCAGCAAGGCAGGCGAGAAGCAAGCAGGCGAGCAGCAAGGCAGGCGAGCAGCAAGGCAGGCGAGCAGCAAGGCAGGCGGAGCAGCAAGGCAGGCGAGCAGCAAGGCAGGCGAGCAGCAAGGCAGGCGAGCAGCAAGGCAGGCGAGCAGCAAGGCAGGCGAGCAGCACGGCAGGCGAGGAGCAAGGCAGGCGAGCAGCAAGGCAGGCGAGCAGCAAGGCAGGCGAGGCAGCAGGCGAGCAGCAAGGCAGGCGAGCAGCAAGCAGGCGAGCAGCAAGGCAGGCGAGCAGCAAGGCAGGCGAGGAGCAAGCAGGCGAGCAGCAAGGCGGGCGAGCAGCAAGGCAGGCGAGCAGAGCAAGGCAGGCGCGAGAAGCAAGCAGGCGAGCAGCAAGCAGGCGAGCAGCAAGGCAGGCGAGAGCAGCAAGGCAAGGCGAGCAGCAAGGCAGGCGAGCAGCAAGCAGGCGAGCAGCAAGGCAGGCGAGCAGCAAGGCAGGGAGCAGCAAGGCAGGCGACAGCAAGGCAGGCGAGCAGCAAGCAGCGCUGCGAGCAGCAAGGCAGGCGAGCAGCAAGGCCAGGCGGCAGCGCAGCAAGGCAGGCGAGCAGCAAGGCAGGCGAGCAGCAAGGCAGGCGAGCAGCAAGGCAGGCGAGCAGCAAGGCAGGCGAGCAGCAAGGCAGGCGAGCAGCAAGGCAGGCGAGCAGCAAGGCAGGCGAGCAGCAAGGCAGGCGAGCAGCAAGGCAGGCGAGCAGCAAGGCAGGCGAGCAGCAAGGCAGGCGAGCAGCAAGGCAGGCGAGCAGCAAGGCAGGCGAGCAGCAAGGCAGGCGAGCAGCAAGGCAGGCGAGCAGCAAGGCAGGCGAGCAGCAAGGCAGGCGAGCAGCAAGGCAGGCGAGCAGCAAGGCAGGCGAGCAGCAAGGCAGGCGAGCAGCAAGGCAGGCGAGCAGCAAGGCAGGCGAGCAGCAAGGCAGGCGAGCAGCAAGGCAGGCGAGCAGCAAGGCAGGCGAGCAGCAAGGCAGGCGAGCAGCAAGGCAGGCGAGCAGCAAGGCAGGCGAGCAGCAAGGCAGGCGAGCAGCAAGGCAGGCGAGCAGCAAGGCAGGCGAGCAGCAAGGCAGGCGAGCAGCAAGGCAGGCGAGCAGCAAGGCAGGCGAGCAGCAAGGCAGGCGAGCAGCAAGGCAGCGAGCAGCAAGGCAGGCGAGCAGCAAGGCAGGGCGAGCAGCAAGGCAGGCGAGCAGCAAGGCAGGCGAGCAGCAAGGCAGGCGAGCAGCAAGGCAGGCGAGCAGCAAGGCAGGCGAGCAGCAAGGCAGGCGAGCAGCAAGGCAGGCGAGCAGCAAGGCAGGCGAGCAGCAAGGCAGGCGAGCAGCAAGGCAGGCGAGCAGCAAGGCAGGCGAGCAGCAAGGCAGGCGAGCAGCAAGGCAGGCGAGCAGCAAGGCAGGCGAGCAGCAAGGCAGGCGAGCAGCAAGGCAGGCGAGCAGCAAGGCAGGCGAGCAGCAAGGCAGGCGAGCAGCAAGGGCAGGCGAGCAGCAAGGCAGCAAGCAGCGAGCAGCAAGGCAGGCGAGCAGCAAGGCAGGCGAGGAGCAAGCAGGCGAGCAGCAAGGCAGGCGAGCAGCAAGGCAGGCGAGCAGCAAGGCAGGCGAGCAGCAAGGCAGGCGAGCAGCAAGGCAGGCGAGCAGCAAGGCAGGCGAGCAGCAAGCAGGCGAGCAGCAAGGCAGGCGAGCAGCAAGGCAGGCGAGCAGCAAGGCAGGCGAGGAGCAAGGCAGGCGAGCAGCAAGGCAGGCGAGCAGCAAGGCAGGCGAGCAGCAAGGCAGGCGAGCAGCAAGGCAGGCGAGGAGCAAGGCAGGCGAGCAGCAAGGCGGGCGAGCAGCCAAGGCAGGCGAGCAGCAAGGCAGGCGAGCAGCAAGGCAGGCGAGCAGCAAGGCAGGCGAGCAGCAAGGCAGGCGAGCAGCAAGGCAGGCGAGCAGCAAGGCAGGCGAGCAGCAAGGCAGGCGAGCAGCAAGGCAGGCGAGCAGCAAGGCAGGCGAGCAGCAAGGCAGGCGAGCAGCAAGGCAGGCGAGCAGCAAGGCAGGCGAGCAGCAAGGCAGGCGAGCAGCAAGGCAGGCGAGCAGCAAGGCAGGCGAGCAGCAAGGCAGGCGAGCAGCAAGGCAGGCGAGCAGCAAGGCAGGCGAGCAGCAAGGCAGGCGAGCAGCAAGGCAGGCGCAGCAAGGCAGGCGAGCAGCAAGGCAGGCGAGCAGCAAGGCAGGCGAGCAGCAAGGCAGGCGAGCAGCAAGGCAGGCGAGCAGCAAGGCAGGCGAGCAGCAAGGCAGGCGAGCAGCAAGGCAGGCGAGCAGCAAGGCAGGCGAGCAGCAAGGCAGGCGAGCAGCAAGGCAGGCGAGCAGCAAGGCAGGCGAGCAGCAAGGCAGGCGAGCAGCAAGGCAGGCGAGCAGCAAGGCAGGCGAGCAGCAAGGCAGGCGAGCAGCAAGGCAGGCGAGCAGCAAGGCAGGCGAGCAGCAAGGCAGGCGAGCAGCAAGGCAGGCGAGCAGCAAGGCAGGCGAGCAGCAAGGCAGGCGAGCAGCAAGGCAGGCGAGCAGCAAGGCAGGCGAGCAGCAAGGCAGGCGAGCAGCAAGGCAGGCGAGCAGCAAGGCAGGCGAGCAGCAAGGCAGGCGAGCAGCAAGGCAGGCGAGCAGCAAGGCAGGCGAGCAGCAAGGCAGGCGAGCAGCAAGGCAGGCGAGCAGCAAGGCAGGCGAGCAGCAAGGCAGGCGAGCAGCAAGGCAGGCGAGCAGCAAGGCAGGCGAGCAGCAAGGCAGGCGAGCAGCAAGGCAGGCGAGCAGCAAGGCAGGCGAGCAGCAAGGCAGGCGAGCAGCAAGGCAGGCGAGCAGCAAGGCAGGCGAGAGCAAGCAGGAGCAGCAAGGCGGAGCAGCAAGGCAGGCGAGCAGCAAGGCAGGCGAGCAGCAAGGCAGGCGAGCAGCAAGGCAGGCGAGCAGCAAGGCAGGCGAGCAGCAAGGCAGGCGAGCAGCAAGGCAGGCGAGCAGCAAGGCAGGCGGAGCAGCAAGGCAGGCGAGCAGCAAGGCAGGCGAGCAGCAAGGCAGGCGAGCAGCAAGGCAGGCGAGCAGCAAGGCAGGCGAGCAGCAAGGCAGGCGAGCAGCAAGGCAGGCGAGCAGCAAGGCAGCGAGCAGCAAGGCAGGCGAGCAGCAAGGCAGGCGAGCAGCAAGGCAGGCGAGCAGCAAGGCAGGCGAGCAGCAAGGCAGGCGAGCAGCAAGGCAGGCGAGCAGCAAGGCAGGCGAGCAGCAAGGCAGGCGAGCAGCAAGGCAGGCGAGCAGCAAGGCAGGCGAGCAGCAAGGCAGGCGAGCAGCAAGGCAGGCGAGCAGCAAGGCAGGCGAGCAGCCAAGGCAGGCGAGCAGCAAGGCAGGCGAGCAGCAAGGCAGGCGAGCAGCAAGGCAGGCGAGCAGCAAGGCAGGCGAGCAGCAAGGCAGGCGAGCAGCAAGGCAGGCGAGCAGCAAGGCAGGCGAGCAGCAAGGCAGGCGAGCAGCAAGGCAGUGCGAGCAGCAAGGCAGGCGAGCAGCAAGGCAGGGCGAGCAGCAAGGCAGGCGAGCAGCAAGGCAGGCGAGCAGCAAGGCAGGCGAGCAGCAAGGCAGGCGAGCAGCAAGGCAGGCGAGCAGCAAGGCAGGCGAGCAGCAAGGCAGGCGAGCAGCAAGGCAGGCGAGCAGCAAGGCAGGCGAGCAGCAAGGCAGGCGAGCAGCAAGGCAGGCGAGCAGCAAGGCAGGCGAGCAGCAAGGCAGGCGAGCAGCAAGGCAGGCGAGCAGCAAGGCAGGCGAGCAGCAAGGCAGGCGAGCAGCAAGGCAGGCGAGCAGCAAGGCAGGCGAGCAGCAAGGCAGGCGAGCAGCAAGGCAGGCGAGCAGCAAGGCAGGCGAGCAGCAAGGCAGGCGAGCAGCAAGGCAGGCGAGCAGCAAGGCAGGCGAGCAGCAAGGCAGGCGAGCAGCAAGGCAGGCGAGCAGCAAGGCAGGCGAGCAGCAAGGCAGGCGAGCAGCAAGGCAGGCGAGCAGCAAGGCAGGCGAGCAGCAAGGCAGGCGAGCAGCAAGGCAGGCGAGCAGCAAGGCAGGCGAGCAGCAAGGCAGGCGAGCAGCAAGGCAGGCGAGCAAGCAAGGCAGGCGAGCAGCAAGGCAGGCGAGCAGCAAGGCAGGCGAGCAGCAAGGCAGGCGAGCAGCAAGGCAGGCGAGCAGCAAGGCAGGCGAGCAGCAAGGCAGGCGAGCAGCAAGGCAGGCGAGCAGCAAGGCAGGCGAGCAGCAAGGCAGGCGAGCAGCAAGGCAGGCGAGCAGCAAGGCAGGCGAGCAGCAAGGCAGGCGAGCAGCAAGGCAGGCGAGCAGCAAGGCAGGCGAGCAGCAAGGCAGGCAGGCGAGCAGCAAGGCAGGCGAGCAGCAAGGCAGGCGAGCAGCAAGGCAGGCGAGCAGCAAGGCAGGCGAGCAGCAAGGCAGGCGAGCAGCAAGGCAGGCGAGCAGCAAGGCAGGCGAGCAGCAAGGCAGGCGAGCAGCAAGGCAGGCGAGCAGCAAGGCAGGCGAGCAGCAAGGCAGGCGAGCAGCAAGGCAGGCGAGCAGCAAGGCAGGCGAGCAGCAAGGCAGGCGAGCAGCAAGGCAGGCGAGCAGCAAGGCAGGCGAGCAGCAAGGCAGGCGAGCAGCAAGGCAGGCGAGCAGCAAGGCAGGCGAGCAGCAAGGCAGGCGAGCAGCAAGGCAGGCGAGCAGCAAGGCAGGCGAGCAGCAAGGCAGGCGAGCAGCAAGGCAGGCGAGCAGCAAGGCAGGCGAGCAGCAAGGCAGGCGAGAGCAGCAAGGCAGGGCGAGGCAGCAAGGCAGGCGAGCAGCAAGGCAGGCGAGCAGCAAGGCAGGCGAGCAGCAAGGCAGGCGAGCAGCAAGGCAGGCGAGCAGCAAGGGCAGGCGAGCAGCAAGGCAGGCGAGCAGCAAGGCAGGCGAGCAGCAAGGCAGGCGAGCAGCAAGGCAGGCGAGCAGCAAUCCAGAAUAGCAGCAAGGCAGGCGAGCAGCAAGGCAGGCGAGCAGCAAGGCAGUGCGAAGCAAGCAGGAGAGCAGCAAGGCAGGCGAGCAGCAAGGCAGGCGAGCAGCAAGGCAGGCGAGCAGCAAGGCAGGCGAGCAGCAAGGCAGGCGAGCAGCAAGGCAGGCGAGCAGCAAGGCAGGCGAGCAGCAAGGCAGGCGAGCAGCAAGGCAGGCGAGCAGCAAGGCAGGCGAGCAGCAAGGCAGGCGGCAGCAAGGCAGGCGAGCAGCAAGGCAGGCGAGCAGCAAGGCAGGCGAGCAGCAAGGCAGGCGAGCAGCAAGGCAGGCGAGCAGCAAGGCAGGCGAGCAGCAAGGCAGGCGAGCAGCAAGGCAGGCGAGCAGCAAGGCAGGCGAGCAGCAAGGCAGGCGAGCAGCAAGGCAGGCGAGCAGCAAGGAGGCGAGCAAAGGCAGGCGAGCAGCAAGGCAGGCGAGCAGCAAGGCAGGCGAGCAGCAAGGCAGGCGAGCAGCAAGGCAGGCGAGCAGCAAGGCAGGCGAGCAGCAAGGCAGGCGAGCAGCAAGGCAGGCGAGCAAGCAAGGCAGGCGAGCAGCAAGGCAGGCGAGCAGCAAGGCAGGCGAAGCAGCAAGGCAGGCGAGCAGCAAGGCAGGCGAGCAGCAAGGCAGGCGAGCAGCAAGGCAGGCGAGCAGCAAGGCAGGCGAGCAGCAAGGCAGGCGAGCAGCAAGGCAGGCGAGCAGCAAGGCAGGCGAGCAGCAAGGCAGGCGAGCAGCAAGGCAGGCGAGCAGCAAGGCAGGCGAGCAGCAAGGCAGGCGAGCAGCAAGGCAGGCGAGCAGCAAGGCAGGCGAGCAGCAAGGCAGGCGAGCAGCAAGGCAGGCGAGCAGCAAGGCAGGCGAGCAGCAAGGCAGGCGAGCAGCAAGGCAGGCGAGCAGCAAGGCAGGCGAGCAGCAAGGCAGGCGAGCAGCAAGGCAGGCGAGCAGCAAGGCAGGCGAGCAGCAAGGCAGGCGAGCAGCAAGGCAGGCGAGCAGCAAGGCAGGCGAGCAGCAAGGCAGGCGAGCAGCAAGGCAGGCGAGCAGCAAGGCAGGCGAGCAGCAAGGCAGGCGAGCAGCAAGGCAGGCGAGCAGCAAGGCAGGCGAGCAGCAAGGCAGGCGAGCAGCAAGGCAGGCGAGCAAGGCAGGCGAGCAGCAAGGCAGGCGAGCAGCAAGGCAGGCGAGCAGCAAGGCAGGCGAGCAGCAAGGCAGGCGAGCAGCAAGGCAGGCGAGCAGCAAGGCAGGCGAGCAGCAAGGCAGGCGAGCAGCAAGGCAGGCGAGCAGCAAGGCAGGCGAGCAGCAAGGCAGGCGAGCAGCAAGGCAGGCGAGCAGCAAGGCAGGCGAGCAGCAAGGCAGGCGAGCAGCAAGGCAGGCGAGCAGCAAGGCAGGCGAGCAGCAAGGCAGGCGAGCAGCAAGGCAGGCGAGCAGCAAGGCAGGCGAGCAGCAAGGCAGGCGAGCAGCAAGGCAGGCGAGCAGCAAGGCAGGCGAGCAGCAAGGCAGGCGAGCAGCAAGGCAGGCGAGCAGCAAGGCAGGCGAGCAGCAAGGCAGGCGAGCAGCAAGGCAGGCGAGCAGCAAGGCAGGCGAGCAGCAAGGCAGGCGAGCAGCAAGGCAGGCGAGCAGCAAGGCAGGCGAGCAGCAAGGCAGGCGAGCAGCAAGGCAGGCGAGCAGCAAGGCAGGCGAGCAGCAAGGCAGGCGAGCAGCAAGGCAGGCGAGCAGCAAGGCAGGCGAGCAGCAAGGCAGGCGAGCAGCAAGGCAGGCGAGCAGCAAGGCAGGCGAGCAGCAAGGCAGGCGAGCAGCAAGGCAGGCGAGCAGCAAGGCAGGCGAGCAGCAAGGCAGGCGAGCAGCAAGGCAGGCGAGCAGCAAGGCAGGCGAGCAGCAAGGCAGGCGAGCAGCAAGGCAGGCGAGCAGCAAGGCAGGCGAGCAGCAAGGCAGGCGAGCAGCAAGGCAGGCGAGCAGCAAGGCAGGCGAGCAGCAAGGCAGGCGAGCAGCAAGGCAGGCGAGCAGCAAGGCAGGCGAGCAGCAAGGCAGGCGAGCAGCAAGGCAGGCGAGCAGCAAGGCAGGCGAGCAGCAAGGCAGGCGAGCAGCAAGGCAGGCGAGCAGCAAGGCAGGCGAGCAGCAGCAGGCGAGCAGCAAGGCAGGCGAGCAGCAAGGCAGGCGAGCAGCAAGGCAGGCGAGCAGCAAGGCAGGCGAGCAGCAAGGCAGGCGAGCAGCAAGGCAGGCGAGCAGCAAGGCAGGCGAGCAGCAAGGCAGGCGAGCAGCAAGGCAGGCGAGCAGCAAGGCAGGCGAGCAGCAAGGCAGGCGAGCAGCAAGGCAGGCGAGCAGCAAGGCAGGCGAGCAGCAAGGCAGGCGAGCAGCAAGGCAGGCGAGCAGCAAGGCAGGCGAGCAGCAAGGCAGGCGAGCAGCAAGGCAGGCGAGCAGCAAGGCAGGCGAGCAGCAAGGCAGGCGAGCAGCAAGGCAGGCGACUGA
Molecule: messenger RNA, 7773 nt
Organism: Closterium sp. NIES-65
Lineage: Eukaryota; Viridiplantae; Streptophyta; Zygnematophyceae; Desmidiales; Closteriaceae
Source: the annotation of a GenBank genome assembly